AUGGCGAAUUGUGAAACACUGAUUAAUCAAAGACGUCCAAAACUGACCAUUAUAGUCAAUGUAAACUUAGACUUACUGGUCCGUUUUACUGCCCCUCCUAAUCGUUCAUGCCGGUUUGAAAUAGACAAUGAAGCACGUUGCUUCUUUGAUAUAAACAAAAGCUGCUGGUUUCGGGGGAAGGAGAGAGUGAAAGCAAUUGCAAAGGCUCCUAAAGGAGCAUAUGGAGGGGACUAUUUUCUGUACUUUGACGCAUCUUGUGGCAAAACUGGAAAGAAGUAUCGCCUCUACAGCGGCAAAGGGAUGAAAUUUGAAGAUAAGACGUACCGUUUGUGUUUGUAUUACUAUAUAAAGGGUGAAGGAAUGAAAACGUUCUCCAUCUAUACAUCAAGAGGUGAAACAGACAACCAAAAAGUGUUUUUUGUGAGUGGAAAGCGGAGAAACAAAUGGUACAAGGCACAACUGGAUAUCCACCUAGAUCAAGAGACAAGGAUUGUUGUUGAGGCUACUAGAGGGAGCUUCGACCUAGGUGACAUUGCGAUAGAUGACGUCACACUCAUGCCUCAUCCAUGUGUGGAACAUUGA
Messenger RNA from Saccostrea cuccullata (small rock oyster), 582 nucleotides. RefSeq names its product MAM domain-containing protein 2-like. The record is from RefSeq and is a predicted model, not a curated record. The transcript has 5 exons. Lineage: Eukaryota; Metazoa; Mollusca; Bivalvia; Ostreida; Ostreidae. Bases 1 to 582 code for a protein of 193 amino acids. Gene Ontology annotation, cellular component: membrane.